Westerdykella ornata is the source of this 1087-nucleotide messenger RNA. RefSeq lists its product as uncharacterized. The transcript is spliced from 2 exons. The record is from RefSeq and is a predicted model, not a curated record. Gene Ontology annotation, molecular function: endopeptidase inhibitor activity. Bases 323 to 628 code for a protein of 101 amino acids. Lineage: Eukaryota; Fungi; Ascomycota; Dothideomycetes; Pleosporales; Sporormiaceae. Gene Ontology annotation, biological process: vacuole fusion, non-autophagic.
AGACCAACCCCCUCUCAGUUGCCGAAUCCCGUGCCCCUUCACGCCUCCUUCCUCAUUCAAGAACCCUUGCGGUUAUUGCGCGACCAGUUAUCGUUCCACCGCCAGCCAGGCAUCUGCUCUGAUCAUCAAUAAAAUCUCCUCUUAUUCACCUUCCUGCUUCGAACACCUGCGAGACUCUUCCACGAAUACUACAGUACCUAGGCUGCAAGCCGAAAAACGCCAUUAUAUUAGCUACCUCAACUACCGCUGCACUGCCACGCACCUACAACCCUGACAUAAGAGAAGCCCUCCGCACGUCAAGCACUCUUCUUCGCUGCACACGAUGCGCAUGCCCACCCUCCAGCUGCUUUCGGUCCUCGUCGCUAUCCUCGCUACCUUCGCCAUGGCAGUCGCACCGCCGCUCAAGAGGGUGAUUGUCAGCUAUCCGAACGAGACGCCGCAGAGCGUGGUGGAUGAGGCCAUGGAGGCCAUUGUCAAAGCGGGCGGCGCCAUCAUCCACAAGUACAACAUCAUCAAGGGAUUCACGGCCGACGCCCCUGCCACCGUGCUCGAGACGGUCGAAGUGCUGAGCAGCAAGUUUAGUGCGACGGUGGAGGAGGAUGGGAUUGUUCAUACGAUGGGAAACUGAACUGCCUGGGAUGCCGAACUGAGCGAGCGUCUUGAGAUGGGAUACUGAGAUACUGUGACUGCUGUGGCUACGGCAGAUACUCGCGAUGAGGGAGGAGACCAUUCGGGCAUACAACAGUAGGGUGGAGCGCUGGAUAUUGGCUCUUGUUUCGGCGACUAUGGUGGAUAUUGUCAGGCAACGUUCUCCCGGGUAGGUGGACCUGCGGCUUUCCGACUUCACGAGUAUGACAUAUACCCUCGUUUUCGCUUUUGUUCUAUCCACUACCUAGGUAUUACGAUCCCUUUUUCACAAUUACAGAUAAUAUUCUUUCGCGGAUGCGGCUCAUGUGCAUGUGGUGGUUUCCAGUCGCCCUGUUGGGCGGGAAGAGGGUGUGUUUGGGGGUCCUGCGUUUCAGCUGUACACAGCAAUUUUAUGCACAUUUCAACCCUCUUCAAAUGUCCCCGCCCUGCCCCUCUCCGC